This is a messenger RNA of Symbiodinium sp. CCMP2592, 957 nucleotides long. Lineage: Eukaryota; Dinophyceae; Suessiales; Symbiodiniaceae. The record is from the annotation of a GenBank genome assembly.
AUGCUCAGCCGCCUCAUCCCGUUUGCACUGAUCGCGCUGGGCGAUGCCUACAAGCGCGAGGCGACGGUUGUCACUGGCCAGGAGUUUGCUGGGAUGAACUUCAAGGACAAGGCGGAGUCCUUGCGGCAGGCCAGUCCUCGCUAUGGCAAGCUCGAGCUGAUGGGAGAGUGUUGCAGUGCUCCAGGUGACGCGGCGCAGGUGGAGAACGACGUCAACACAAACUCGGUCUACGGCACGAAGGCUGAGAUCUCUGAGGAGCUCUUCAAGUACUCCUCCUGCCGCAAGAUGGGAGAACAUGAGCGAUCAAGCCAAGCCAAUCCUGAAUGUUCCUAUUUCUUGGUCUUUCAGAACAGCGCUCAUGCUGACCACAGCUAUGCCGCGAAUUGCGUGCCUGCCCAAAUGUGCGCGGAUGACGUCGUGGGCAUGACGAAGGGCAAAAUCGCGACGUACGGCGUCGUUGAGCGCAUUUUGCAGCAGAAUCUGGGGAGUUUGGCGUACAUCGGCAAAGGCCCCCUUGGCAAGUGCCUGGAAGGCAUGACGGCCGUCAACGAAGGCAACCUGAAGGGCCACCUCAAGGAGGAGCGCAUCGUCAAACUCGGCAGCCUCAAUGUCAUCGCAGACGUUAUGACAGAAGGAAAGGCAGGUGCCACGAAGCAGGCUCUCACCUUCGAUGGCAUGGAGAAAAUCCCAGCCGUGAAGUCCUUCAACAAAUGCGUUAACGACGCCAGUGUGGGCUACCUCUUCGUGUUCAAGAACGACUACUGGAGCGGUGGCAAGAGCGACGUGGAUCUGGAGUCAUUCCAGAAAUACAAGGACAAGCAGACGAAGGUCAAGGUCGCGAAGAAGAAGGAGGCCGACAAGCAGAAGGCCGAACAGGCAGCGGCGGCGGCGGAAGAGCCGAAGCCGGAGGAGGUUUCCCAGCGCCGUCUCUCGGAGCAGGAUGCAGUGCUCGUCUGA